GCACUGAAAUCUCAAUUGAGCCUGUAACCUUAAUAAAUUUGGACGAUUAUGAUUUUGUACCUAAAGAUGAGUCCGAGCUCCGUGGUAAAAGCAUUCAUUGUAGACGGAACAAUACAUCCCUUUUAGAAUAUGCAUUUAAACAAAUUCCUCAGAUCAAUGAACCAAUUGAAAAAGAAAUUAGUCAACAAGUUGCUAUUCUGAAAGAAUUAAGCAAUUCAGAACACAUUAUUAGGUUUUAUGGAAUAGCAAAAUCUAGUGAUGGAUUUAAAUAUUAUCUGGUGACAGAGUGGAUGGAGAAUG
This is a messenger RNA of Racocetra persica, 300 nucleotides long. The record is from the annotation of a GenBank genome assembly. NCBI's taxonomy places the organism in Eukaryota, Fungi, Glomeromycota, Glomeromycetes, Diversisporales, Gigasporaceae.